Molecule: messenger RNA, 6313 nt
Organism: Mus musculus (house mouse)
Lineage: Eukaryota; Metazoa; Chordata; Mammalia; Rodentia; Muridae
Gene: Iqce
Product: IQ motif containing E
Exons: 23
Coding region: 1989-3500 (503 amino acids)
Cellular component (GO): ciliary membrane; cilium
Source: RefSeq, a predicted model, not a curated record
GCGUGCACAAGAUUCGUCGGGCUCCGGAGGAAGGACCACAUCCGGGGCUCUGUGGCCGCGGCACGGUUGCCAUGGUACCAGGGCGGCUGGCAGGCCUCCCAAGCCGAGGGCAGAGCUCGCAGGACCCGGAGGCCGCGCAGCGCUGCCGCUAUGAGCCUGGGCACCACAGAUAUAGCCUCGGAGACGGGAGAUGACAGUCUGUCUGCUAUUACCUUUGAAUCUGACAUUGAGUCGAAAACAAAAAGGAAAAGUUUCCACAAACCUCCUUCCACAUCACCAAAGUCGCCCUACUACUCCAAACCCAGAAAAGUGACCUCCUGGCGAUCUCUGAAGACGGCAGGGAGCAUGCCUCUGAGUAGCAGAAUGUCCUUGACCCCACAGAAGCUGUGGCUGGGAUCCUCGAAACAGGGUAGUGUGGCCCAACCCCCGAGCCCCACGCUUACCUCGGAGCACGCGUGGACCCACCCCCCCAGCUGCACUCCCGACUACCUGACAGAAGCCGUGAGAGCGAAGAGGGCAGACCUCAGGCGUUCUGGCAGCCAUGGUCACGUCUCUGGGACUUCCGUCUACAGAGAGAAGGAGGACAUGUACGACGAGAUCAUCGAGUUGAAGAAGUCCUUACAUAUGCAGAAAAGUGAUGUGGAUCUGAUGAGAACAAAGCUUCGGCGCUUGGAAGAGGAGAACAGCAGAAAGGAUCGGCAGAUAGAACAGCUUCUGGAUCCAAGUCGAGGCCCAGACUUCGUGCGAACCUUGGCAGAGAAGAAGCCUGACACGGGCUGGGUCAUCACCGGGCUCAAACAAAGGAUCUUCAGGCUGGAGCAGCAAUGCAAGGAGAAGGACAACACUAUCAACAAACUGCAGACGGACAUGAAGACCACCAACCUGGAGGAGAUGCGCAUUGCCAUGGAAACAUACUACGAAGAGAUCCAUCGUCUGCAGACCCUCCUGGCGAGUUCUGAAGCCACAGGAAAGAAGCCCAUGGUGGAGAAGAAACUGGGUGUGAAGAGGCAGAAGAAGAUGAGCAGUGCCCUGCUGAACCUAACACGGAGUGUGCAGGAGCUGACCGAGGAGAACCAGAGCCUGAAGGAGGACCUGGACCGCAUGCUGAGCAAUUCACCCACCAUCUCCAAAAUAAAGGGUAUCUGCCUGUGGGCCACUCACAGAGGGAGGCAUGAGGAGACGGGCCGCGUUCCACGGUGAAAGAAAAGGAGCCCCCCCCCCCCCCCGCUUCAAAGAUGGGGAGAUCUAGGCCACAAGCCUCAUAGCAGACAUAGCCUCUUAGCUGUGCAAAAGGAUUGUCAGUCGAAUGAACUGAUGCUCCACAGUGGUCCAGAGUAGCCUGGAAACACAAGGAGAGCAAGCUCUGGGUCUCUUGCUUUGUUUCGCAGUACUGGGGAUGAAGCCCUGGGUCUAAUGUUGACUAGGGAAGUGCUCUACUGCUGAGAUGCAGCCCAGGCCCUAGGACCCAGGGCUUUUUGUCUGAGCUAUGGAGAGAAUGGAGUUGACAUGGGCAGGGCGCGGUGCGGUGCUGAGCUCUGAGGCAGGUACAGGCCAUGCUGCAGCUUGCAAGAUGGGCACUGGCGAAGGGGCAUUCAGAAAGUUGGGCAAAGAGAGCCAGCUAGUAACGCAGCUAGUCAGCAGUGGCAGAGAGACAGGGUAAGAGCCAGGCCUUGAGGGUCCCAGGAGUGGAGAGUGAGAUUAGAGUUUGGAGUUUAUCGAUGGGGAAAAAUCAUCAGGCUGCAGAUGUGGCUCACCUGGGAGAGUGCUCACCUAGCGUGCAUGGAGCCCCGAGUUCGAGCCCCAUCACUACUUGACCCUGGCACUAUAGUGCAGCAUCUCAGUACCCAGGACAGAGCUCUCAGAAGCUCAGGGAUCUGCCCAGUUAGGUCCAAGCUGGCCUGGCCGGCAUGAGAUAAGGAACCCUCAGGGCAAGCACCUGCCCCACGGGGUCUGUGGCUUGUCUGGCAGCCUGGAGAGGCUGUGGGUCCAUGCCUGAGAGGAACGAUCCUACUACAGUAGCCCAUGGACACUGUCUUGUAAAUCCUACUGCUCUUAGGUUACGGGGACUGGAGCAAGCCCCGGCUGCUGAGACGCAUCGCAGAGCUAGAAAAGUGAGUUCCUCAGAAAGCCCAAAGCAAUCGACUUCAGAGCUGGUGAAUCCGAAUCCCCUGGUCCGCUCCCCAUCCAACAUCUCAGUGCAAAAGCAGCCGAAAGGGGACCAGUCCCCAGAGGACCUGCCCAAGGUGGCCCCGUGUGAGGAACAAGAGCAUCUCCAAGGAACCGUGAAGAGCCUGAGAGAGGAGCUGGGUGCACUGCAGGAGCAGCUGCUGGAGAAAGACCUGGAGAUGAAGCAGCUGCUACAGUCCAAGAUCGACCUGGAGAAGGAGUUGGAGACAGCCAGGGAAGGCGAGAAGGGGAGGCAGGAGCAGGAGCAGGCUUUGAGGGAGGAAGUUGAAGCACUCACCAAAAAAUGUCAAGAACUGGAAGAAGCUAAGAGAGAAGAGAAAAACUCCUUCGUAGCAGUGACUCAUGAGGCUCAUCCAGAGCUCCAUGCCCCCUCGCCCUGCAGCAGGCACUCCGAGCCAGACUCUGACAAUAGUGCUGGUGAGGAGGGUAGCUCCCAACCCCCUGCCCCAUGCUCUGAAGAGAGGAGAGAGGCUGCCAUUAGGACCCUGCAGGCGCAGUGGAAGGCCCACAGGCGCAAGAAAAGAGAAGCAGCUCUGGAUGAGGCAGCGACUGUGCUCCAGGCAGCCUUCAGGGGACACCUAGCUCGUUCGAAGCUUGUACGCAGCAAAGUCCCAGACUCCAGGUCUCCCAGCCUGCCGGGCCUUCUCAGCCCUCUUAACCAGAGUUCUCCUGCGCCCCGUGUCCUAAGCCCCAUCUCCCCGGCUGAAGAGAACCCAACACAAGAGGAGGCUGUCAUCGUUAUCCAGUCCAUCCUCCGUGGAUACCUGGCCCAGGCCAGGUUCAUUGCCAGCUGCUGUCGAGAGAUUGCGGCGUCCUCUCAGAGGGAAACUGUUUCAUUGACACCCUCAGGAUCUGCCUCCCCACCCUCCCUCAGAGCUUCUCCCGAAUGGGGUCCAUCAGGAAAGAACAGCGAGGCGAGCAGUGGGGAGGCUGCGAAGGACGAAGAUGAGGCAGAGGAACCGCCUGACCUGCAGCCCUACUCAGGAGUGAUCCGCAAGGAGCUCUGUGCCUCGGAGGAGCUGAGGGAGACCUCUGCAUCUGAACCUGCCCCCUCCGUCCCCUACUCCGCCCAAGGUGGCCACGGGGACUGCCCGUCCUCAUCCAGUCUGGAGGCUGUGCCCAGUAUGAAGGAUGCCAUGUGUGAGGAAAGGAGCAGCAGCCCUAGAAGCGCAGGGCCAUCCUUGGCUGAGCCCUCUCCCCCAGAACUGCAGCCCUUGUCACCACCACCUGUGGAGGACAUCUGCUCGGAUGACUCAGAUGACAUUAUCUUUUCGCCAUUUCUGCCCAGGAAGAAAAGCCCCUCCCCGUUCUAAGACCCCAGCCAUUGCCUCCAGGUGAGGUGGCUGGGGACAAGUCAGAGGACUCUAAAUCUUGCUAGGGAAGAGCCCUGCCUCACUCCAGAACACCUCAGCCAUCCAUUUUCUUAUGUGUCGUGCCUUUGAGGGGUGCUGGUGGCUCUGUACUCUCUGGGGACGGAGGGGGGAGGGUGGGCAACUCCCACUUCCAUUUCCCACUUUAGCCUGUGUGUUUCUAGUGCCCACAGAUAACGUCCACCUCAAGGCCAGGGCAGCAGACAGUCCUGCAAAGAGAACUCUUACAGAGUCUACUACUUGCUCUUAACAUGGCACUGUUAGCUGUCAUGUUGGCCUAGCCUUCCUGGUCUGCUGCUGCCCAGUGCCUUAACAGGUGCUACAGCUAAGCCUCCCGAGCCCACAGCAAGAUGCAGUCAUAGAAGAGCCAGCAAGAACCUAUGGCCAUCAGGGUCCCUAACUGAGUCCUUGUCCCAUGGGCUCCUUGUUCCUCCCGGUUUUCUCCCCCACUGCCUCCAUCACCCGCCCCAGGAGGAUGAACUCUGGGAAGAGGUACCAGGCAGCGUCAUCACAGAGUGGUCCAGCCACUAAUGAGAAGCAGCCCGAGGAUGGCUCAGGUCACCCAGACACAAGGCAAGGCAGCAGGGCCAGGAGGCAGGCAGCCCAUUGUCCCAGAGGAGAUAUGUCUCAGGGAAGGACAAAUUCCAGUACAGCCCUGUAACUGGGUGUGCAGAGGUACCUGCAGGUGACCGGUGCCAUCUGGCACCCUCAGCAUCUGGCAGCUUGAGGUGUUGGUCCCUUGUCUGUGAAAUUAGCUCCUGGCAGUGGGUGAGAAUGAGGGACUUUGGGCUUAGACAGGGUUUUAGGAGUAUCCAGGCUCCAUGUAACUUAGGCCUGCUGCCCAAGUGUCCCCUCCAGAGUGCCUGUUAGACUGGCUGCUGGUGGUCUCCAUAGGUCACUGGAGAUGGAACUUCCUGGUCCCAUAGAACUGAGAUUUGUCUCAAGGAAAACCUAAUAAGGUUCUUUCUUGGAGUAGACCAGUGGGGACCCCCAAGAGGUUUGCUUUUGGGGACCAUUUAGUUCCUGGCACCCUUCUCUACAAAACACUUGCCUGAUAGGACGUUCAGGAAGUGAGCUGGGCUUGCCAGUUAGAGACCAGGAAGAGGGAGGGCCCAGCUUUGUCUACCUGCUCCUGGAAGGUUUAAGCACCCCUAAUACUCUGAUGGGACCAGGGACAGCUGCCUCCCAUUUUUCUCCACCAGGGGGCAAAACACAACGCAGCCAUGGCCUGGAGGCUGCCUGCCAAGGUAGUUUCUCAGUGAACUGGUGGUAACUUUACUCACAUAGCAGCCGCCUGGAGCCCUCUGUAGAUCUGCUUCCUUGUCAGAACUUGGCUGUGUUCCCUGUGAUUGCUGCCACCCCUUAAAGCCUCAGACACCACCCACUAAGACACAAGACGGCGGCUACAGGUGGCCCUCAUGUGCCUGUACCUUUCCCGGGGCCAGGAGUGUCCAUGUGCCACUGCUCUGUCCCCUCCCUUAUUUAACUGCAGCCAUCUGUGCAUUGAGUGUUCCGAGUGAGCAAACAGUCAGGGUGGGGUGUUUUCACCCCCUUCACCUGGGGGGGGGUGCUCCACCUCAGGAAGGGGUUAUGCAAGAUGGCACUCUAGCUGCAGGGCCAACCUGUGCACCCAGCCUGGCCAGUGGGCAAUGAGGUCUGAUCAGCCCCCGCACUUGGGUUUUCUAAGAACCUGCCUCUGAAACACAGGAAAGCUGUAGCCUUCCCAUCCUUUGGUGUAGCAGCUCAUCUAUUAAAGGCAAAGCCUGUCUUGAAGCUGCCCCAGUAAAUGAGGGUGAAGCCUGAAGCCUCUGCCUUUGGCAGGUGUCCGUCCUGUGUUCUGUGCUCUCCACCCACGCGCCAUUGCCAGAGCAGACUGCCCCUGGCUGUCUGCAUCAGAGAAAGUGCCCGGGGGAGGGGGGCGUGGUAGCCUAUCUGGGGUGCAGGGGCAGUACAGUGAGCUCCCGCUGACUUCUCCAGGAGCCGAUGUGGGAACUGGAAGUCCUGCCGGCCUGAACGGCACCUGAUCUGUAAGACAAGAGUCCUUGUGCUUGGCUUGGUUGUGUAGGCACAAGUUCUCCAAGCCUGACUGGCCAGCCAGGGCCAUUGGCAAAACAAAAACUACUGAGGGGUGAGGUAUAUGCCAAUUGCCAGGGACUGUGGUAGGGUGGGGGGUGGGUCGAGGAAAGAGGAAGAAGAGUAGAGGCUGUGGGUUGGGCCAAGCCCUCUGGGAGUGUGCUGGUCUUGGACGCAGCCAGCUGUGGACUGGCAGUGGGGCCUUAAGAAGCAGCAAACUUCAUCCCUGGGGGUGAGUAGGAGUGGAGACCUUUGUAAGGACCUCUGACCUCAGCAUUCAGAACCAAAGGAGGCCCAGGUAUGUGCAGAGCUGGGUCAGUGACGUCACUGUGCCCUGAUUUCCACAGCAACAGCUCCACAUCACCUUGUGCUUAAAGAGCAGGAGUGAGCCUUCUGUGUAGGCUGGUAGGUAGCUCAUCUCUAAAAGAGCCCGUGCUCGCUUUGUGACCCCGCCCGAUGGGUGGCUGUCAGUCUGCUGACCGAGGCCUCACUCACUGCUGUAGCUGACCUGUGCGCAGAGCUGAAAAAGUGAAAGGCUACGCACACCGCUCACGUUUACACACGCGCUUGCCUGAGGCUCUGAGCCUCUCUGGAGAGUGCACAGGAAGCCAGCAGGGACCUCAAAAGCCAGGAACAGACUGGAGCCAUCCUCCUUGAAGAUGCUGCCCCUAUGAAAAAAAAAA